This is a messenger RNA of Nezara viridula (southern green stink bug), 467 nucleotides long. NCBI's taxonomy places the organism in Eukaryota, Metazoa, Arthropoda, Insecta, Hemiptera, Pentatomidae. The record is from the annotation of a GenBank genome assembly.
GGACAGCAAUGGAUAACAGGAAGGCUGAUUGUGCGAUAGAAAAAGAAGCUCUUCAAUGGGAUUCCCCAGGAAUAAGAAGUAGAGGAAGAACAAGAGAAAUAUGCUGGAGACGUGAGCAAAAUGACCUGAACCGAGCUGGUAAGACUUGUCCAGAAGUGGAAAUUAUUGUUGCAAAAAGAGCGAAACGGAAGGCACUUGCAGAUCCCCUCUGCUCCACCAGGAUACCACGAGCUUGUAUCGCCCGGAUCGAAAUAGUAGACUCCACCGCUCGCCAGGUGGCAGGAGCGUCGCCUGCGGAGGCUGGCGAAGUGGCGAUAUGUCGUGCCAGUGACACAUGUGCAGAAGAGGGAGUUCUUCUCGUCGUAGAGGACAAUGUGAACCAGCAACAUGAAGAAAGAUGUCGUCGUCUUCCUUCUCCUGUAUUCCUUCAGCGUCGGCAAGCUGUCUCCGGUCCAGCCGCUCAGUAG